Messenger RNA from Anneissia japonica, 407 nucleotides. RefSeq names its product PCI domain-containing protein 2-like. The record is from RefSeq and is a predicted model, not a curated record. The coding region runs from base 57 to 374 and encodes 105 amino acids. Lineage: Eukaryota; Metazoa; Echinodermata; Crinoidea; Comatulida; Comatulidae. The transcript is spliced from 3 exons. Gene Ontology annotation, molecular function: RNA binding; double-stranded DNA binding. Gene Ontology annotation, cellular component: transcription export complex 2. Gene Ontology annotation, biological process: transcription elongation by RNA polymerase II; post-transcriptional tethering of RNA polymerase II gene DNA at nuclear periphery; poly(A)+ mRNA export from nucleus.
AUUUUUCACUGUAAUAAUUGUUUUCUUUUUAAUAUCUGUAAAAGGCGGACAGUGAAAUGCAGAAGAUGGGCAAAGGUAAACCAGGAGAAAAACUUGAAAAGGCAGCGGAGACGCUAAUGCAGUGCUUCCGAACAUGUGCUAGUGACACGAGACCCCCGUGGACUGAUUCAAAGAAACAAGGAAUGCUGUACUUAGUCAAUCAACUUUUCAAAAUAUACUUUAAGAUUAACAAACUUCACCUGUGCAAGCCGUUAAUUCGUGCCAUUGAUAGUUCUAUGCAUCAAGAUAAAUACAGUAUUGCGCAGCGUGUUACCUACAAAUAUUAUGUUGGCAGGAAAGCCAUGUUUGAGGGCGACUUCAAGAGUGGUAAGUAAAACUUCUUACUUUUAAUCGAAGGGGAGUUUGUU